Messenger RNA from Pestalotiopsis fici W106-1, 699 nucleotides. RefSeq lists its product as uncharacterized. The coding region runs from base 1 to 699 and encodes 232 amino acids. The record is from RefSeq and is a predicted model, not a curated record. Lineage: Eukaryota; Fungi; Ascomycota; Sordariomycetes; Amphisphaeriales; Sporocadaceae. The transcript has 5 exons.
AUGUUCGGCAGAGCCUACACAUCCCUGCUAGCCUUGGCCAGCGUUAUCCAAGCAGUGCCAUUCUCUAGUCGACUACACAAGAACACGGCCCUGGUACUCAUUGAUGUACAGAAUGAUUUCAUCACCGGCUCGCUGAACAACUCUCGCGCCCCAGCUAUUUUGCCAAAGAUCUAUCAACUGUUGGACGAUCAUGAGUGGCCAUUCAUUGCAGCAUCACAGGAUUGGCAUCCCAUCGACCAUGUCUCUUUCGCGUCAGCGCAUCCCGGCAAGGAGUCUGGCGAUUCAGUCAACAUCACGUUCCUAGACACUCCUACCAAGAUUGAGACGCAAGGCUUCCGCACGCCCGUCAAUUACAUCAAAAAGGCCCAAAACCACUCGGUUGAUUCGUGCUCGGCCUUUGCCGAUAACCAGUACCACCAAUUCACGACAUUGGACUCGGAGCUCUCUUUGCAUAGCAUCGAGACCCUUGUCAUUACAGGCCUGAUUACCAAUGCCUGCGUUCGGGGUACCUCGAUUGACGGCAUCAAACUGGGAUACGAAGUGAUUCUGAUUGAAGACGCGACCGAGACGACGUCAGACGAAGCCAAAGCCACUGCGAUAACGGAACUCGAAGGGUGGGGUGUUCAAGUCAUGAACCUGACAGAUUGGGAGGCAGCAUAUCCCACGUCUUCCAAGGCGAGAAGACUUCUUGAAUUAUAA